This is a messenger RNA of Paramecium pentaurelia, 3856 nucleotides long. Lineage: Eukaryota; Ciliophora; Oligohymenophorea; Peniculida; Parameciidae. The record is from the annotation of a GenBank genome assembly.
AUGCUUUGGAUCAUUUUUCUAUUUAAUAUUACAUUUGAGCAAAGUCUUUUCUAUUCCGCUUAUACUGACUCUACAUUGUCAAUUUAAGAUAGUAAUAAUACAUUUAAAUUAGAUUGGUAAUUUUUUGGAAAUACUACUACCAAUAUAAUUUCAACUUGUGGAUCUUCUAGUAUUAUAGGAGGAUACAAUUUAUUCUCUAAUGGUGUUGCAGCUACACUUUUUAUUGAUCUACAACCUCAUUAUAAAAUGAAAAUUUCCUUCUCAUUAUUUAUGUAUAUUCUACUCUUAGUAAUAGUAUAGAUACAUGGGAUAAUGAAUAUUUCUAUUUAUAUGCAGAUUAAGAUCUAGUCUUUACUUAAAAAUAUAGUAAUAACAAUGGAUAAGAUGAAAUAUGUGGAUAACCAGGGUCUAAUAGAAAGGACUAGAUCCAUCAAAUUGAAAUUGAAUUUGAUCACACAGGAUUGACUAGCUUCAUCUAAUUAACAUCAAAUUUAAAUGAUAGUGCUCAUGAUGUAAAGUAUAUGUUUUAUUUAAGGAAUCAUGGGGUUUUAGGAAUUUCAGAAUUUACAUUUAUGAAUGUCCGCCUUAAUGUUAUGUUUGUUCAAAAGUUGAUUAGUAACUUUAGUGCGAAAAAUGGAUUAGAGCUUAUUCAAUAUUUACAUAAUUAUUAGAAAAUGAAUUCUAAGAAAAUACUCUAAUUUCAGUUAUUAAUGGAGCAACAACUAAAUAAUUAUGUUCUUGUAAAAUUUUAUUUCAAUAUAGAAAUUCCAAUGAUGUGUGGUUAUGGUGUUUGUGGGAGGGAUACUAUAAUAUAAAUGAAUAAUUUAUAGCUUCCAUUUCAUACAAGAAUUAAAAUUAAACUUAAGUAUUUGAUAAUAGAUAGUUGGGAAUCCACUGAUUAUGCUUAAAUUCUAGUAGAUGGAGUUCUUCGAUGGACUUCUGAAUUAUCAUUAACUAAUUAAAAUCUAUAUAGAGUUUGUGGAGGAGGUUCUAAUGAUAUUUUUGUAAAUUUGGAACUUACAUUCCCUCACAUAUAAACUAGUACAACAAUUCAAAUUUUAAAUACAUUGAAUUAGGAUUUUUCAGAUGAAUCUUUUGGUAUAAGAGAUUUAACAAUAUAUACUUGUAAUAUUUUAAUAAUUUAAGUAGAAUAAUCAAAUUGUGGGGAUUAAAUCAUAUAGGAAAAUGAAGAAUGUGAUGAUGGUAAUUUGGUUCCGUUUGAUGGUUGUUUUAGUUGUUUAUAUUCUUGUGUUGAUGGAUGUGAGAUAUGUGAGAAAGGUAAUUGCUUACGUUGUGGUUAAGGUUGGAUUCUUUAGAGAUAAAUAUAAAAAUGUUAAAGAAUUGAUAGUAAAAAUUUCAUUUGAUAUUAGUUCCAAUAAUUUAGUUUAAGCUUAAAGAAGAUAAAUGUAAUGAUAAAUAAAAUGAUAUUUAAAUGAAUUAAAUUAGGAGAGAUUGUGAAACAAUGGAUUAUUCAAGUUUAGUUGUCUGUGAAGAAGAUAUAUUAAAUAAAUGUUAACCAUAAUGUAAGAUUUGUAUUUAAAGUGUUUGUUAUUAAUGUUAAGUAGGAUAGAAUUUAAUAAUGGGAUAAUGUUAUGAACUAUUAAAAAAUUCUAUUUAAUUAGAAGAUUUAUCAAAAUAAGAGUUUAUAUGUGAUUUUAAUUGUGAAGAUUGUAGAAAUGGUAUAUGUUAUCAAUGUUACGAAAAAUUUUAAAUAUUAGAUAAUCAAUGUGUAGGUAUUUGUGGAGAUUAAAUUAUACAAUUAAAUGAAGAAUGUGAUGAUGGUAAUAAUGUAGAAUUUGAUGGUUGUUUUUGUUGUAGAUAUUCAUGUCCUUAAGAUUGUAGUUUUUGUUAAAAUGGAAUUUGUAUAGAUAAAUGUUAAUAAGGCUAUUAUUUUAUUGAUAAUUCUUGUUAAACUAUAUGUGGAGAUUCUAUCAUAGUUGGAUUUGAAUAAUGUGAAGAUGAAAAUAAUAUUUAAUAUGAUGGAUGUUAUCAAUGUAGAUAUUCUUGUCCUUUAUUUUGUAAUGAUUGUUUAAAUGGAUAUUGUUAUAAUUGUGAUUAAGGUUUUAUUCUCUCUUCAAAUAUUUGUAUAGGUGUUUGUGGUGAUGGAUUACUUUCCAUUUAAGAGUAAUGUGAUGAUGGUAAUCAAAUUGAUGGUGAUGGUUGUUCAAAAAAAUGUUAAUUAGAAACUAAUUGGAUUUGUAAUAAAAAUGGAGAUUGUGCAUAUGUUGAGUAUCCAAUUCCCAUUAUUGAAUAUUAUAAAUAAGAAAAUUAAUUUUAAUAUGUCAAAAUGACAUUCAGUUAAUUAGUUUAAUAGAAUUUAAAUUUGCAGUAUAAGGAUACAAUCUAAUUAAGAAUUCUUGAUUUGAAUUAAAAUCUUUUUAAUAUUAUUAUUUUAGAAACUCAACCUGCAUAAUUUCAGAUUUUAUAGAGAGUAGAAUAUAUAUUCUAAAUUGAAAUUAUGUCUAAUCAAUAAAAUCAUCCAAUAUUAGAAGUGCUAUUAACUGAAUAACUAUAUAAUGAGAAUCUAGCACCAUUACUUUAUUUACUAGAUAAUUUUUAAUUAAAUUAACCUAAUCAUAUCAGUGAAGAAGAAAUAAUAACAUCAAAAACAUUUUAAAACAUUAAUGAAUAUUCAGUUAAUUCAUUAUUUGCAAUUUAAGGAAUCUUAUUUCUUCUAUUAGGUAAUUUUUUUUCUUUUUGGGUUAUUUUGGAUGCUCUUUAGUAACAAUCUUAUCUUAAAUAUAUCAAUGUAUAAUAUCCUUAAACAUUAAUAAUCUACUUUGAAUCAAGUGAUGCUGUAUCAAUGUAAUCAAUUUUGAACAAACUUCCAAGAUUUAAAUAUAAUUCAACUUUACUAAAAUUUCCUUUUUAAAAGUCUUAUGGAAAAUUUGAGUAUUACAAUAUUAAUGCUAAUAUCAUGGAAGGCUUAAUUCUAGAAGUAUUGAUCUUUGGUUCAUUACUUAUUGGUUACUUAAGUACUUUAUUUACUAUUAACAUACUAAAAUAUCUUGAAAUAAAUUUAUUUCUCUAAUAAUGGCCAAAAUUUAUUUUAUUUAUAUAAAAAUUAAAAAGAAAACUGCAUUCUAAAUUGAAACUAUUUGAUGAUAACUCAAUUAAAAGAACUUUAUUAGCUUGUAGUUGGGAUCUUAUUUUUAUAGCUUUUUUAGAGUUACAAGUCUAACAUGAUUUUGAAUCAUCAAGAGCAUAUAUUCGUUUAACAAUUGCUCUUGUAAUAUUAAUGAUAAUAAUUUUGGUCAUCUUAUAAUAAAUACAUGGACUUAGAUCUUGGUAAAAAUAAAAUUUUAUUUAAUUUUGGGAGCAACAAAAGGAAAUGUUUAAUCUUAUCAAGAAAAUUCUUAGUCUUUAUAUAAUAAUUUAUAAUUAAUAAAAUUAAAUACUUUAAACUUUAGUAUUAACUUUGAUUAACACAUUCUACUUGUUCUUUAUUAUAUAUUGUUAAUCAAAAAAUGGAUUUUAAGAAUAUAUCAAAAAUAUAAUAACAGAAAUUUCACUAAUUAUUUUUACAGCUUCAACUUCUUUGAAUUGGAAUAUUGUAUCUAGUUACUUUUCUUAUUAAUAAAGAAUUACAAUUAGUUGGGUUUAGAUGUCAGUUUUAGUAAGUGUGCUUGUUAUAUUUUUAUUUAUUGAGAUCUAUAAUCUAAUAUCAAUAAUAAUAUAAACAGUUAAUAAAAUCAUCUCUUUCAAUAGAAAUCAGUCUAACUAAAGUAAACUAAAUGAAUUGUAAAAUUUAAAUUAAGUUAAAGUGAAUCCCAUUAAAAAAUAGUCGAAUUUAAAUAAAGUGUAAAAUUAAUAACAACCAGUCAUCAAUUAGAGAAUGUUUAUUGUCUGUCAAUGA